Molecule: messenger RNA, 2107 nt
Organism: Neurospora hispaniola
Lineage: Eukaryota; Fungi; Ascomycota; Sordariomycetes; Sordariales; Sordariaceae
Product: Hus1-like protein-domain-containing protein
Exons: 3
Coding region: 1-1770 (589 amino acids)
Biological process (GO): mitotic intra-S DNA damage checkpoint signaling; mitotic DNA replication checkpoint signaling; meiotic DNA integrity checkpoint signaling
Cellular component (GO): checkpoint clamp complex; site of double-strand break
Source: RefSeq, a predicted model, not a curated record
AUGAGCCGAGUACUAUUCGAUCACAGGGCCAUGGCUGUCUCCCCCAAAUCGCUCGGCUCAAAAGGCAAGAACUUUGGCUGGACCGAGAAGGUCAAAGAAAAGCAGGUCGAGCAAUCCGAAGAGGAAGAUGCCGCAGACAAGAUGUGCCCCAUCUGCCACGAAGAGAUCGGCUCUCCCAGCUCAGAAGGCAUCGUCGAGACGUGGAGUGUUCUGCCGUGCGGGCACAUGUUUGGGAGCCACUGCAUCAAGCACUACAUCCAGAUGGUGGCCUACGAUCGACCGCAAUGCCCCAUCUGCCGAUACUCGCUCGUCCACGGCUGUGGACACCCCGUCCUGCCCGCCUUGUUCGUCACUAAGAGCCAUAACGCCGCCAAGGUCAACAAACAGACGAUCCGAGCCCUCGCCAUGACAUCCAUGCAAUACAACUGCGCAUAUUGCACGGAGAUGAUUGCUAGGGGGCAUGGGGUAGUGGCCGCGAGGCACGGCAGAAAACGACAAGGCACAUCGAAAUGGAAGCUUCUGUUGAAGAAGAUCUUCAGUUCACCACUAGCGAUAGACAGGUGGAGCGAUCUAGAGUCGGAGUACGUGAUUGCUCAAUUUCCAGAGACUCGAUUUGACAGUUGGAAUGGCGCGAGGGAUUAUGAGUGGGAGUGGUGGUGGAAUAGGCAGGCGUUGACAGCCUUGGCUUCCUCCACAAAACUUGUAGCCGCCCUCAACACUUUAGAAAAGAUCGCCUGGGUCCGGCUCGAUGAUGAUACAGUUAGGUUUACCGUCAUCCCCGACACCGGGUCGCAGGUGUGGGCCUCCCUCUCCGUCGACACCAUCUUCGACAGCUACCACAUCCAAUCCAACGAAGCCAACAACACCAUCAACCUGGAGCUUCCCCUCGGCCCGCUUCAACGAGCUCUCAAAUCCGCCCUCAACAGCAACCAUGCUAGCUUGCGUCUCACCAAGCGCGACGGCAUCCCCAUGCUCUCCAUGACCAUCCACACAAUGACCAAGGACGCUCCAUCCGCCGCCCGUCGAAACAAGAAUAACAGCAACAACAACAAUAACGACGACGACCGAAUGGGCAGCUACAACGACGACAACGACCCUUUCGCCGAAAACUCCCUCUACCCACAAGAAUCCCUCGAACUAACCAUGAAACGCGAGCGCGAAAAGGUCAUCACGCAAGACAUCCCCGUGCGGGUCCUGCACCCUGACACAGUCGAGACCAUUAUGCAGCCGAAAGUGCGGGAGCCAGACGUGCACAUCAUGUUUCCCCCCUUGUUACAGCUCAAGGCGAUUUCGGACCGGUUCACCAAGCUGGCCAUCACUACAGCUGCCUCCUCUUCCUCCUCCUCUAGACGCGAAGCACAGAAUCCCAAACUAGAACUCUCAGCCAACAUGCACGGCUCUUUGCGUCUCCGCUUAAUAGCCGAUACCCUGGACAUUACGAGUGUCUGGGACAGCUGUCUUGAGAAUCCCGAACUGGACCCGGCGGUGCUGACGAUACCGAUUGAGGAGCAUCCGAGCACGAAAUACAGGGAAGCCGGGCCGGAUAAGUGGGCGACGGUCAGGGUAGAUGGGAAGGAUUGGUCAAGGGUGUUGAGUGUGGGCAGGCUGGAGGCGAGCAGGGUGAUUGCGUGCUUUACGCACGAGCAUGCGCUCAUAUUGUAUGUCUAUGUGAGGAGGGCGGAUGAUGAUUAUCCGGGGGUGGGGGCCGGAAGGGGAGGGGAUGAUGGAGAUGAUGUUGUUACUUACUAUGUUUCAUCUAUCAACACGUAAUCCUUUCAGAAAAGGUUUACUAGUUAUUAUUAUACCCGACUGAAAGAUUUAGUUUCACAUGGCGUUAUGGACGGGAUACGGGAAGGGACACAGGCAGGCUGUAUGAGGCUUGCCAUCUUGGGGUUACAAGCCUGGAGUUGCAAUGAAGGACAGUCGCACGAUUCACUGCGUCAUGCACGAUGCUAUGCAUAUAAAUGGAGAACAAACGUAAGCAUUCAAAAAAGAAGAAGAAAAACCAAUGAUCCUCAAAUAGGUAAACAGAGAGUCGGGAAUCACAAUCAUGACCAGAUAUUUACUUAACACAUAUCUUCUCGAGCUGUAGUAAAUUGAGCAUGCU